AAUUCCAAUAUCUCAUCGUGAAAGAAACCCUAGCUGCGCACUCAUUCAGUCGCGGAGUCGGGCACCUCGCGGGCCACCUCAAGCUGUCGCCCAACUUCGAUACACUCCGGCCACUUCCCCAGGUUCACCGGCCGGUGCACGCUCCAAGCCUCGCGUGUCGCUGUUGUCCUGAAAAGUUGAUUGUUUGUAAUCAGAAAUGAAAAAAGGUCUGCAUCCGCAAAUGCAAUGGAUAUCAUAUGUAACUCAGAGCGGAAGGCUGAUGCAUGUGAUGAUGACCAAAAUUCACAAUGUUGGUAAAGUAUACCAUUUUCGAGCAAGACGUCAAAUGGCUCAGAGCUUGGGCCAGGUUGCAAAGUUUAAACGUCGUUAUGAGCAGAAUAAUCAAGAAACUGAUGACAAGUGACCUCUUUUUGCUUGCUCUUUGGCUUGCUUUUCUGUUUUGAUAAUUAAGUGUUCAAUGAAUUGUUAGAAAUACCUUCAGUAAUCUCAUUGAGAAGUUAUUUCCAUGGUAUGAUGAUGGAUGCUUAUGUCCUAUGCUUAACAUUUGCUCAAUAAAGGCGAUGUUUUGGUACA
Dioscorea cayenensis subsp. rotundata (Guinea yam) is the source of this 573-nucleotide messenger RNA. RefSeq lists its product as uncharacterized. The transcript has 2 exons. The coding region runs from base 197 to 403 and encodes 68 amino acids. NCBI's taxonomy places the organism in Eukaryota, Viridiplantae, Streptophyta, Magnoliopsida, Dioscoreales, Dioscoreaceae. The record is from RefSeq and is a predicted model, not a curated record.